AUGGACAAGCAGAUCACCAACUCAGAGAAGCAGGCGACCGCCGAAGAGCCUCCGCUGCUCUCCCUUGUGUCAAGUUCAGAACGAAGCGGCAUGGAUGUCGCCAACCGCAAUUCAAAAGCUCAUGCCAUUGAUGAAUAUCCGCAUGGUGCCCGCCUGGCUGCUGUUGUCAUUUCGCUCAUGCUGGGCAUGUUCUUGGUGGCACUUGACAAUACUAUCCUCGGCACGGCCAUCCCUAAAAUCACGGACGAAUUCCAUGACCUGAACAAAGUGUCAUGGUACGGAUCAGGCUAUUUGAUGACAUAUGGCAGUGGCUUCCAAUCAACCUGGGGAAAGUUUUACAAGUACUUUCCGAUCAAGCUUUGGUUUCUCGUUGCUAUACUCAUUUUUGAGGUGGGAAGCCUCAUCUGCGCUGUGGCUCAAGACCCUACAACCCUCAUUAUUGGCCGAGCUAUCGCUGGCUUCGGUGGAUCCGGAGUUGGCGUAGGAAUUUUCACGAUUAUCGGGCUUGCUGCGCCUCCUGAGAAACGUCCACAGCUUUUGGGCUUUACUGGAGCGACCUAUGGCUUAGCCGCAGUAUUGGGACCGCUCAUCGGCGGUGCUUUUACUGACAAAGUGUCAUGGCGCUGGUGCUUCUACAUCAAUCUGCCUAUCGGGGGUCUAGCUGCCGCAACAAUCUUUUUCCUCUUCAAGGCCCCAAGUAGCGCAGCCCCGGCAAAGGCUACACCCAGAGAAAAGUUCUUGCAAAUGGACCUCGUCGGAGGAGCUCUUAUGAUGGGAUUGAUCAUUUCAUUUAUCUUGGCGUUGCAGUAUGGUGGACAAACACAUUCGUGGAAGAGCAGCGAGGUUAUUGGCCUCCUGGUUGGGUUUGCUUUGAUUGUUCCGGUUUUUGUGGCCUGGGAAAUCUACCAGAAAGAGCGUGCAAUGAUUGUCCCCCGGCUGUUCAUGAAACGCUACAUUUCCGUGGGCUCCAUAUUUAUGUUCUUCUUUGGCGGCGCCUACUUCAAUCUCCUGUACUACCUUCCUAUAUAUUUCCAGAGCGUCUACAACAGCAGUCCAAUUGGAUCUGGUGUGAAGAUGCUCGCUCUAAUCAUCCCGCUAACCCUAGCUUCCAUUGUACAGGGAUUUGCGUUAUCCAAAAUCGGCAUCGUACCUCUGUUCUGGGUCAUAGGUGGCGUUUUGGCAACCGUCGGUACUGGCUUAUUCUAUACUUUUGAUACUGAAACAUCUGCUGGCAGGUGGAUUGGGUAUCAGAUCAUUGUUGGGUUCAGCAUCGGCUGCACGUUCCAGAUUGCCAUGUCAAACGCGCAAGUCCAUGCUUCACCAGAGGACAUGUCGCAGGCUACAGCUAUCGUUAAUUUUUUCCUGACCGUUGGUGGAGCUUUCUUUCUAUCAGCAGUACAAUGCGCCUUCAGCAAUCAGCUGAUUGCAACACUUGCCAAAACGCUCCCCGAGAUCGACCCGGCGGUUGUUAUUGGGACCGGUGCAACACAAAUUCGUGAAGCUUUUACGGCCUCGCAAGUUUCUAUCAUCAUCGAUGCCUACAUGAUUGGUCUAAAAGCUGUCUUUGGGAUUUCAAUUGCUGCCUUUGGUGUCGCCACUGUGGUUGGCUGCUUUGGCAGCUGGAAGAAGCUCCACGGUGAUGAUCUGAAGAAGACUAACGGUGGCGUUGCAUGA
Messenger RNA from Penicillium soppii, 1674 nucleotides. Its product is annotated as MDR family MFS transporter. Bases 1 to 1674 code for a protein of 557 amino acids. Gene Ontology annotation, biological process: transmembrane transport. The record is from RefSeq and is a predicted model, not a curated record. Lineage: Eukaryota; Fungi; Ascomycota; Eurotiomycetes; Eurotiales; Aspergillaceae. The transcript is spliced from 6 exons. Gene Ontology annotation, molecular function: transmembrane transporter activity.